UGUGAUUUUGUACAAACCUCAGAAAUUCAUUCAAACCUCGAAAGACUCACGUAAAAUUUGCAUCUCAUCUCGAAGGCGUGUUUGUUUGGUAAAUUUCCCAGUGCAAAUUCAGCAUGUCGGACAUCAAAUCCGAGAUAGACAGUGAUAUUGAGCAGAAUUAUUCCCUCAACAGCAAUGCCGACCCGAAAAACAUGCACGAGCUGACAAUUUAUGUGCAGAACCUCCUGCAGAAUGUACAGGACAAAUUCCAGUCCAUGUCGGACCAGAUUAUUUCCCGGAUCGAUGAUAUGGGGAAUCGCAUUGAUGACCUGGAGAAGAGCAUAGCAGAUCUGAUGACUCAAGCAGGCGUCGAGGGUCCGGAGAAGUAAGACCUUUGACCAGGAGUGCCCCCUGGACAAAGAUGCGAACACUCCACCGUACUCGGCUUCUCACCCAAUCACCUGCUCAACAUGCUAUCAUUUUGUACGUUACUAACCCAGGAACCAAACUAACGAAGGCUCUAAAGUGGAAGGCAUUGAUUAGGAAGCACACCAGGUAAUCUAUUUGUAUCCACCCUCUGAAUAAUAGAGAUAAUAAAAUGUCUCUGAGUAGAAGAA
Phlebotomus argentipes is the source of this 596-nucleotide messenger RNA. Its product is annotated as heat shock factor-binding protein 1. Gene Ontology annotation, molecular function: transcription corepressor activity. Gene Ontology annotation, biological process: cellular heat acclimation. The coding region runs from base 114 to 368 and encodes 84 amino acids. The record is from RefSeq and is a predicted model, not a curated record. Gene Ontology annotation, cellular component: nucleus; cytosol. The transcript has 2 exons. NCBI's taxonomy places the organism in Eukaryota, Metazoa, Arthropoda, Insecta, Diptera, Psychodidae.